Molecule: messenger RNA, 2924 nt
Organism: Impatiens glandulifera
Lineage: Eukaryota; Viridiplantae; Streptophyta; Magnoliopsida; Ericales; Balsaminaceae
Exons: 13
Coding region: 92-2773 (893 amino acids)
Molecular function (GO): protein binding
Source: RefSeq, a predicted model, not a curated record
UCAGAGUAGUCGUUGGCGGGAGCCUUAUCCAUUUUCCCCAUGAGUAAUACACUCUCUAUCCCCUAGCUCGGUUGAACAGGGAGAAACGAAAAUGGCGAAUAUCCUUCGUCCCCUUCCUCAUCUGCCCCUCAAAUUUCUCAAUCCUGUAUCUUACUCCUCUUACUCAAUUCCUCGUCGCACGACUGUUUUAGUUUCGGCGAUUUCUUCGCCGGAAAAGACUAGCCGGAGGAAGAAGAAGCAGCAGUCUCCGCAUCAGACGAGCCACGAUGGCAGUGCGGCCGCCUCUUUUGCGGUAGCUUCGAGUGCUGAAAAGUCGUUGAGAUUUGUGUUCAUGGAGGAAUUAAUGGAGCGAGCUCGGAAUCGAGAUGUUGCCGGAGUUUCAGAGGUCAUUUACGAUAUGAUAGCCGCAGGGCUAUCUCCAGGUCCUCGUUCUUUCCAUGGUCUGGUUAUUUCUCACGUCCUUUCCAACGAUGAAACUGGCGGCAUGCAUGCAUUGAGAAGGGAAUUAAGUGAAGGUCUUCGGCCUCUUCAUGAAACAUUUGUAGCAUUAAUUCGAUUAUUUGGUUCCAAAGGUCACUCUUUCAGAGGUCUGGAAAUCCUUUCAGCAAUGGAAAAGCUGCAUUUUGACAUCCGACAAGCUUGGUUGAUUCUUAUAGAGGAGCUUGUUAGAAAUAAUUACCUUGAGGAUGCGAAUAAAGUAUUUCUGAAGGGUGCUGGGGGUGGGCUAAAAGCUACGGACAAAAUCUACGACCUUUUAAUUGAAGAGGACUGCAAAGCUGGAGAUCACUCAAAUGCAUUGACCAUAGCUUAUGAAAUGGAAGCUGCUGGUAGAUUGGCAACCACAUAUCAUUUUAAUUGUCUCCUAAGUGUCCAGGCUACUUGCGGAAUUCCUGAAAUCGCCUUAGCAACUUUUGAAAAUAUGGAAUACGGUGAAGCAUACAUGAAACCAGAUACGGAAACAUAUAACUGGGUGAUCCAAGCAUAUACAAGAGCUGAAUCUUAUGACAGGGUGCAAGAUGUUGCAGAAUUACUUGGCAUGAUGGUUGAAGACCACAAGAGGUUGCAACCUAAUGUAAGAACAUAUGCAUUACUCGUAGAGUGCUUUACCAAAUAUUGCGUGACUAGGGAAGCUAUUAGGCAUUUUCGCGCUCUUAAAAACAUUGAAGGGGGCACAAAAGUUUUGUAUAAUGAGGGGAAAUAUGGUGAUCCUCUUUCUCUGUACCUUAGAGCACUGUGCCGAGAAGGAAGGGUAGUCGAGUUGCUCGAGGCUCUAGAAGCUAUGGCAAAAGAUAAUCAACCAAUUCCACCCAGAGCGAUGAUUACAAACAGGAAAUAUCGUACUUUAGUUAGCUCUUGGAUUGAACCUCUACAUGAAGAAGCUGAUCUUGGUUAUGAAAUAGAUUACAUUGCCAGGUAUGUUGCUGAAGGCGGCCUUACAGGUGAGCGUAAGAGGUGGGUUCCAAGAAGAGGAAAAGAACCUUUGGAUCCAGAUGCUGUAGGAUAUAUCUAUAACCAUCCUAUAGAAGCCUCUUUUAAGCAAAGAUGUCUUGAUGAGUGGAAAAUUCAUCACCGAAAACUUUUAAGAACUUUGCGCUAUGAAGGACCUUUAGUCUUGGGAAAUGUUUCAGAAUUUGAAUAUAUUCGGGUUGUGGAGAGAUUAAAGAAAAUUCUUAAAGGUCCUGAUCAAAAUGUUCUUAAGCCUAAGGCAGCUAGCAAAAUGAUAGUUUCUCAGCUUAAGGAAGAGCUAGAAGCACAGGGAUUGCCUAUAGAUGGGACACGCAAUGUGCUUUAUCAACGUGUCCAAAAAGCAAGAAGAAUUAACAGGUCAAGAGGUCGGCCUCUUUGGGUACCUCCAGUUGAACAGGAGGAAGAAGAGGUAGAUGAAGAGCUGGAAGAAUUAAUAUCAAGAAUCAAACUCCAUGAAGGUGAUACAGAAUUUUGGAGACGACGUUUUCUUGGGGAGGGAUUAGACAAGGAUCAAGCAGAUCUCCUGAAUUCAGCCAAUUUAGAAGAUGCAGAUGAUAUGGAUGAUAUGGAUGAUGUUAUUGACGUUGAAGAUGUUGCAAAAGAGGGUGAAGAUGAAGAAGUAGAGGUUGAAGAAGAGGAUGAAGUGGAGCAAACUGAAAUCCAGGUGGAUGACAGGGUCAAGGAGAAGGAGGAAGUAUCUGCAAAACCACUUCAAAUGAUUGGAGUCCAAUUGUUGAAAGAUUCCGUUGCAACAUCACGAAAAUCGAGAAGAAGAGCUUCUCGAGCAUCAGCUGAUAAUGAUGAUGAUGAGGAUUGGUUGCCAGAGGAUUCACAGGAGGCUUUUAAAGAGUUAAGAGUAAGGAAAAUAUUUGAUGUAUCUGACAUGUAUACAAUUUCUGAUGCCUGGGGCUGGACUUGGGAAAAAGAUUUCAAGAACAAAGCUCCAAGGAGAUGGUCACAAGAAUGGGAAGUUGAGAUGGGUAUACAAGUAAUGCUGAAGGUGAUAGAGCUUGGUGGCAUUCCGACUAUAGGAGAUUGUGCUAUGAUUCUACGUGCAGCUAUUAGAGCUCCCAUGCCUUCAGCUCUUCUCAAGAUUCUGAAUACAACACACAGUCUUGGAUAUGUUUUUGGCAGUCCCCUAUAUGAUGAGAUGAUCACAUUGUGCCUUGAUCUCGGGGAGCUUGAUGCUGCUGUUGGUAUAGUUGCGGAUCUAGAAACAAGUGGAAUUGUAGUUCCAGAUCAAACCUUAGAUAGGGUUAUCUCUGCUAGACAAAUAACCGACACCACCAACACAGUUGAUCUAUAGUGUGUGAUCACCACAAAUCUACUCUUCUUUUUGUCGCGGUUAGGGUUGAAGAGCUAGCUAGGGUAUGUUUAAACCGACCAAUGCAAUUUUGGGGAUUUGAAGCUGUAAUUUUCACUAUUAUGAUUAUUAAUGUUUGAAUUGGAGUUCAUGA